Messenger RNA from Ictalurus punctatus (channel catfish), 5211 nucleotides. It is a transcript of the gene gdpd4a, whose product is annotated as glycerophosphodiester phosphodiesterase domain containing 4a. The coding region runs from base 1062 to 2918 and encodes 618 amino acids. Gene Ontology annotation, biological process: lipid metabolic process. The transcript is spliced from 18 exons. Gene Ontology annotation, cellular component: membrane. Gene Ontology annotation, molecular function: glycerophosphodiester phosphodiesterase activity. NCBI's taxonomy places the organism in Eukaryota, Metazoa, Chordata, Actinopteri, Siluriformes, Ictaluridae. The record is from RefSeq and is a predicted model, not a curated record.
UUCAGCAGGGCUGUCUAGUUGAAGUGCACCGUCCUGUGUAUCCAUGGUAUUGUUUGCACUCAUCUCACUCUGUUGUGCAUUUUGCACUUUAUGUAGUUUUGUAUAAAUGUGUAUUGUGCCACUGUAUUGUUAUGUGCUGAACCAUGGUCCUGUGGCAAUGGCAUUUCAUUUCGAUAUAUUCAAGCUAUAUGCUGUAGAGGAAUGACAGUAAAAAUCACUUGACUGCUUGGUUACUCCAGUGUACCUGUAGCUGUUGGAAGAACAGAGAGAUGUUAGAGAUGAUACACAGACUGAGUCACUAAACAGUCAAGCUCCAAGUAAUCCAAUGCUGUAAUAAUAGUAGUGAUACACAUGGAAAGAACAUGACAAAACAGAGCACCUACACAGAUAUAUAACGUUAAGUCAGGGGCGUAGUGCUGAGGUAAUACUGUUUCAGGGCGACGUGUGUUCAGAAUAAGAGUAUUAAUACUCAGCUAAUCACAGAAGGGAUUCUGCGACUGAAUAAUGUCCACACUGGGAUUUAAGCUUUGGUUAUGAGUGGUGCAACCGGGUGGAGACGGCCAAUGUUGUGGCUUUUGCUGCGCAACAAGUAGGAGUGUAGAGCGCAUGCGCGGCGCUCAGUAAACCGCUACGACCGACAGGAGAGCAGAACCGCUCGCGCGCGCGGAAACCCUCGCCGCUUGAUGUGUGAGUUGUUUCCGGUUGUCUGAGCAUCCAGGACAAACGGCGAAGAAGUCAGGGUUUACAGUUCAACAUCUUCUUCGACACCCGAACUGAUCUCGAUUAGGUUUCGUAGAGAAGAGAAAUCACCCAAUCUCUGAUUUACAGGACGACACCCAGCGCGUGUUUUUGCUUUCACAGUUGACGGCUACACCUAUCGCUCAGGGGGGUUAUUCCUUUAGAGGAUUUCUUUGACCUCUGGAUCUCAUCAAGGAUUGAAGUUGUUUGAGCUGAGGUCUUCUGCAUGAUGGACUGACCCUCCUCAAUUGGCAGUGUGUAUCCACUUUCUGCUGUAGUGUGUGUGACUGAGUGUGUGAGUGACGUGUGCUCCAUGGUGACCCAUGGGCCGCUCUCCCAUCAGCCUGUCCACACUGAAGCUGGGGAGGUUAAAGGUCAUCCGCAGGCAGCUGCUUCAGCACUACGAGCACCAGCCCUUUGUCUCCUGCCUGGCUGGACUCUAUGGCUGCCAGUGGAGGCGCUAUCAGAGGGCCAGAGCCCAACCUGGGGAGUGCUGCUGUAGCAGGUUGGAGUGUGCUAGUUUUCUCCUCCUCCUCAUCACAUUUUUCCUGACACUGGUGUUCCUGUAUUUCUGGAGUCAGGCUCAGAAUGACUACGAUGAUUUUGAUUGGUUUAACUUUGGGAAUAUGGGCUUCUGGUUUCCCUGGUCAGUGGUGCUGCUGGUGGUGGCGGGGUCACUUUUCACCUACAUCGCCCUCCUGCUGGUCUUAGCGGUGUGUCUUCUCUCUGAAGGACAGAGACUUUAUCUGCACUGGAGCCACAAAAUUGGUAUUCUGGUGACCCUGACAUUCUCUGUCAGUGCCACAGCUGUACUCUCGGAUCUAUGGAGCAAAGAGUGGCAGACCCUCCUCCUGUCCUUUCAGGUCACAGCACCUUUUCUGCAUGUGGGUGGAGUCUCACUCAUGGCUCUCCUGUCUUGGCCAAUAGCCUUACACUUCUUUCGAAUGAAUAAAAGAGUGAGGCAGGUGGCCAUCCUGGGCUCAUACCUGGCUGUGCUCUUUGCCUUGUACCUGGUCCCUCUGGGCAUGUAUUCCCCCUGCAUUAAAGAAGAGGGCACACUGGGUCCAGCACCCAUCCUCAUCGGGCACAGAGGAGCUCCCAUGGUCGCACCAGAGAACACACAGCUGUCUUUCCAGAAAGCUGUGGAGGCUGGAGGAGAGGGCCUAGAGACUGAUGUCACUAUUAGCUAUGACGGUGUCCCAUUCCUCAUGCACGACAGCACACUGAGGAGAACAACUGACGUACGCAAGGUGUUUUCCAACCGAACUAACACUCCAGCAGCCAUGUUCACCUGGGCCGAGCUGGAGAUGCUCAAUGCUGGAGCCUGGUUCCUGCAGAGGGAUCCAUUUGGCACAGCAUCAUCUUUGGACCCAGAUGAUCGAGCCCAGGUGGAGAACCAGACAGUGCCCACACUGAAAGAGUUUUUGGACUUAGCUGCACAGCACAGGAGUUUGGUGAUCUUUGACCUCCGUCGGCCACCUCCAGGUCACCCAUACCGGAACACAUGGAUCACCCGAACUCUGGAGGUCAUCCAUAACGAAUCCGUUAUCAACUCUAGCCAGGUGCUGUGGCUUCCAGCAGAUCAGAGAGACCUGGUGCAGGAGCUGGACCCAGAGCUGCAGCAGACUUCCGGGAGCCGAGCAUCCAUCGAGGAGCUGCAGGAGAACAACAUCGUCCGCCUCAAUCUGCACUACAGCUCUAUGUCCCAGGAGCAGAUCAAUAAAUAUGCCUCUGUGAACAUCAGCACUAACCUGUAUGUGAUCAGUCAGCCGUGGCUGUUCUCUCUGGCCUGGUGUGCUGGAGUUCAUUCAGUCACCACCAAUGCACCGCACCUCCUCAAGGUCCUCCACAAGCCCAUCUUCCUCAUGACCCCACACGAGUACAGUCUGAUGUGGAUUCUAACAGACGUUGUGUCUGCCAUCCUCAUCACAGCUAUUUUCAUAUUCCACUGGUGGCGAGAACGAGGCUUGCCAUUCUGGUCAGACAGCAAGCAAGUGCACGAGAAUGGCCUGUACAGCAAAUUUAGAACUGAAAUGAGUGACGUGUGGUCCAUCUCCAGUCUCAGUGUGCGAGGGGAGGUACGGAGUGGGCCCACCACGCCAAACCUGCCCACCAUCACAGAAGAACCAAGAGAAACGAGCGUUGAGAGAAAGGACUGUUUCUCUGUUUCGACUCCAUAAAGCGAUCCGUCUGUCCAUCGCUGACACCUGGGAGCUAUAUUGCCAGAACAUUUUCUUUUGAGAUUCAGACUAAGAUUUGAACCACUACUUCAUAGAGAACCAGCUGCGUAUGAAGUAACCAGCAUCUUCUCACUAAAACACAACAACAAAAAAACGCCAGGAUUCAUGAAAUAUUUAUCAUAUGCUCCUUAUUUAGUUCUGAAGGUAUGAUCAGUCUGUGCCAUUAUGAACACCUCUGGAAAUGUACAGAUUCUCAUAUAUGAGAAGAAAUGCUCUUUCAGUGCAUCAGCAGAUGGAAAAAAUAGAAAAACUUAAAGCACUUUGUGUGAUAUGGAUAAACAUAAAAGCAUAUAAAUAUAAAACUUUUUUUGCUACAUUAGAAUUGUAUUGCUAAUGUAUUAUAGCUUAUCAAUGAAUGUAUCUUAUCAACAACUUGAAUAUAAGCAUGACUGCAAAAUCACCACUGAGCUUCUGCUGCUUCUGCAGCACUGUCCAUGUGGCCAAGAGAUAAAAUUACAAACCAGUAUAAGUAUUUAAUCAACAUUCAAUAGUCGAUACCUAAUAGCUGUCAGUCAGGCAACGAAGUACCAGAAUGAAUCUUCCAGACUUUUCUGAAGCCUUCAGAGACAAUCAGCGCUAACACUUACAGACUGAGGCUGUUUUCACAAGGAUAUUUUGGCUUAAAAUAUGUGACAUUAUAUGCCACUGAAAUGUUGUAAACUCAUUCAAACAUGGAGGCUUAAAAAUGUAAAUUCCCAUGUAUACUUAAUGAGAGAGGGAAAAAAAAAUAGCACACAACACAUCCAAGAAACAUGCACAGAAACACGCUUAAAAGCUUCACUGCAGCUAUGGACAGAAUAGUUAUUCAUCAUUUACUAGAUUUUCAGAACAAUAUAAAAAAAAAACACCACUUUCUUUCAUUUUCUUUCCUCCAAAAAAAAGGCCGAAGCAUUUCCUAGCAUGCUUUACACGUUCGAAAGCAUAAUUCAAAUAUUACAACGGCUACGGAGGAAAUACUUUGAGGUGGACAAUGACAUAUACAGAUGUGCGGCAAAUAUAAGUAAAAAACAGUGCUCUGUUAAUCCCGGGGGGGGGGGGGGGGGGUUGGUAUUUAUUUUUGCUGGCAUGGUUUGGGUCCACUUAUCUGCUUAGAUGGAAGAGUCACGGCUAAUCAAUAAUACAAACUCAUCCUGACUGAUUGCCUUUAUCCUAUGAUGAAACAUUUCUAUCCUAGUAGGAGUGGUCUCUUCCAGGAUAACUCUGCCCCAUCCACUGGGCACAAAGGCUCACUGAAUCAUUUGAUCCGUAUGAAAUCGUAUAUAUUAUGUAUCGCCACCAUUAUCAAAACACUAAAUGAGGGAAUAUCUUUUGGAAGAAUGGUAUUCAUCUCUCCAGUUCACUGAAACUGGCCAGUUGAAGAUUAGAAAAAGAUCAGGAGACAUGUACAGUCUGUCUAGUUUCAGUGAGCCUGUGUCCACUGUAGCCUCAGGCUGACAGAAGUGGGACCUGAUGUGUUUUCUUUUUGCUGUGGAAGCCCAUCCUCUUCAAGUUUCGAUGUGUUGUGCUUUCUGAGAUGCUUUUCUUCUCACCACAGUUGUAAAGAGUGGGUAUUUGAGUAGCCUUUCUGGAAGCCUGGCUAUUCUCUGGUAAACACUUUCAUUAAGGUGUUUCUGCCAACAGAACUGGAAAGGUUUUUGUUUGUUUGUUUUGUUUUUUUGCACGGUUCCAUGUAAACACUAGAGAUUGUUGUGUGUGAAAAUCCAAGGAGAUCAGCCGUUUCUGAAACAUAUGAUUUGGUGCUUAUUGUAUAACAUAUUGACACAAAAAGUCCUUGUGAAUGCAGCCUAAUACCAGAAGAGCAGACAAUCUGUAUUUACAUAAACAGUUAGGGAAAGAUGAAUACAGUCUGUCUUGCAAAAUUUGCAGUUAUGAGAUGUCCGUGGUCUGGAGGUCCAACACAAACCACAACUGCAAAUCAUUGAGUAAUAAAUGUAAAGAAAAAGUAGACAUAGUGUAGAAUUAUUGUAGCUGUAGGGUAACAUGAAACAGUUUACACUAAGCACUUUCAUAAGUAAGCUGAUACAGUAAACACACAACAGCCAACAGUGAGGAACGAAUCGUGUGCAUUCUGUGUCACGCUACAUUCAAAACAUUCCUAGUAGAUUGUAAUAAAUAAUGCAGCCUUUGCACCUAUAAAUGGCUUGUAUUUAUUUCAUUUUAAUACAUCUUAAUAUAUUUAUUUUGCUAUAAAUAUGACUAAUGAAAUUAAAUAAAAGGUGUUCUGAAUAAGAAA